CUCUUCCACGCCUCUUCUAGAUCCCCAAUUUCAAAAUCGUAAUUCCACAGCUCAAAAAAGAACCCGCAGUUCCUCACAGGUACUGUUACCCAAAAUCGGCAUGCCAUAUGGCCACCGCCGGCGCCGUCGUUGACCGGCUCCUGCGCCGGUUGGCCUCCGGCGCUCGCCGGUCGGAGCUGCCCUCAGACAUAGACCAGCACGUGGCGCACGUCAGGCGAACGCUGUCGAGGUUGCAAGAUGUGCUGGUAAGUGUGGAUAUAUAUUUUUGGGUGCGUACUGACGUACAGGAUUGGAUGACGAAGAUCAGUCAGAUUGUGUAUGACAUGGAAAACCUCUUGGACGAAUUUGAAGACCAAAAUGACACUGAAUCUCAGAGGAGCGGCUGUAUUACAAAGGCAACGUCACUGUGUUCCCCAUGUCCAUUUUUCUUGUAUAGCACUAGAGUGAACAGAAUGAAGACACUGAGAAAAAGAUUGGAUCAUUUAGCAAGAAAUUCUGUCAUUUUUACUAUGAUGCAACACCCAAGGUGUGAUCUUGAGCAAACCGAUAUGCAAGAAGAGUUUUGUAGAGCUGCAAUCGUUGGAAGAGAUAGUGACAAAACAAAAAUAGCGGAAUUAAUCUUGCAAGAUAAUGCAGAAACAUUGUGCAUCAUUCCCAUUGUUGGCCUUGUGGGUUUAGGGAAGACAACUCUCGCCAGAUUAAUUUUCCAUGACCAGGGAGAAGGGUGGGAUUUUGAUCUUCGUAUUUGGAUCGACUUAAAUAGGAAAUUUGACCUUAGGAAGAUUGCUGCUGAUAUAAUCUCACAAGCUAAUGAAACAAAAGAAGAAGGACCCUCAGUAGUUAAUACCAGCAUUGAGAUUCACGGGAAUCUCCAAUUGCUAAAGAAUCGCUUGCAGGAGACACUUAAUGGCAAACAUUGUCUAAUUGUCUUGGAUGGCCUUUGUAGCACAGAUAAAAGCCAGCUGGAUGAAUUGAAGGAAAUGCUCAGGGCUAAGAACAAGUCGAUCAAGGUUUUAGUGACCACCUCCAGUGAAAUAACUGCAGAGCUAAUGCACACUUUCACGCCAUACAAGUUGCUUCCAUUAUCCGAAGAUGACUGUUGGGCAAUAUUUUCUGAAAAGGCAUUUGGGGAUGGAGGUCGUGUCAAUGCACACCUAGAGACAAUUGGGAAGCAAAUUGCAAAAAGAUGUGAUGGACUACCAGCUUUAGCUCAUUUUCUUGGUUCAAUAGUGCACAAUCAAGUCAUGCAUGUCUGGUUAACAGCAAGGGAUGAACCAAUAUGGAAAUUAGGGGAAACAUUUUCCGGGAAAACUAAAUUGUUUUCAUCAUUGAAUCAAAUAUACUGUGACAUGCCCUCAGCACUAAAACUAUGCUUUCUAUAUUUAUCAGUAUUGCCUAUGGGAUCUGCUAUUGAUAAAGAAAAACUUAUCCAACAGUGGAUUGCACUUGAUAUGGUUGGAUCAAAAUAUGGGACUUUGCCCCCCUAUGUUCAUGGGGAGAUGUACAUUCAGGACCUUCUGUCAAUACAUUUCCUCCAAGUUACAAAGACACAUUCAGUUUAUGGAAUGGGAAGCGGAACAUCUCCUACAACACUUUACAUGCAUAACUUCGUGCAUGACUUUGCAAGGCAUGUUGCGUGCAAUGAUAUUAUUAUUCUGGAUGAUAGAGAAAUUAGUGAUAAUGCAAAAGACCUCUCUUUCCAAUAUGCAUUAUUGACCUAUUACAGAGGACAAUCAACACUUUGCAGUUCACUUCUUACAGGGGCAAGGGCAUUACACUUCCUAAAUGUUGAGGCUAUAAAGCUCCAUCGAGAACCAUUUGAAUUACUGAAGCAUUUGCGUGUUUUGAAUCUUAGUAGAAGCUGCCUUAGAGAAUUGCCCACUUCCAUUGGUAAUUUGAAGCAUCUAAGAUACCUUGACAUUUCUGGCUCAAAGGUUCAGACAUUACCUUCCUCCAUGAGUAUGUUGAUAAACCUUGAGGCGUUGGAUCUAUCAAAUACUUCUCUCAAGGAAUUACCCUCUUUCAUAGGUUCUUUAGAGAAGCUAAAAUAUUUGAAUCUGCAAGGCUGUGACUUACUUCAAAGCUUGCCUGCAACCCUUGGCUACCUCCAAACACUUGAGCAUCUUAGGCUGUCAUGUUAUGAUGUUUCUGAGCUUGAUGACUCUCUCUGCAAGCUUCAGGACCUUCGAUUAUUUGACUUGUCAAGCUGCACUGAGCUUCCACAGUUGCCUCCUUCAUUUGGUAAUUUAAUGAACUUGGAGGAUUUAAACCUAUCUAGUUGCUUCAACCUUAAGCAGCUACCAGAAUCUUUUGGCAACCUAUAUUUUCUUAGGUUCCUGAACAUGUCGAGCUGCUAUGAGCUCAAACAAUUGCCUGGAUCUCUUUGUAAUCUCCUGAAGUUGGAAGUCCUUAUACUUCGGAGGUGUCGUAAACUACAAAACCUCCCUCCAUCCUUUGGGGAUAUUCAGAGCCUUCGAAUUUUGGAUCUAACUGGCUGUGAGGCACUUGACCUAAUUAUUGAUAUGUUAACAACCAAUUUGGAGUACCUGAACCUACAACAAUGUCUAAAGCUGCCGACUCGGCCUAACCUUUUCAUUAACUUGACUAGACUGAAGUUUUUGAAUCUCUCACAAUGCACCCCUACCAUUGACUGUCUACAAUCUCUUGGCUACUUGUUCAAUCUGGAAUAUCUGAACUUGUCGCAGAAUCUUCUUGUCAUACCUGCAUGUUUUAUGCGGCUUCAGAAGCUGCACACGUUGGACCUCACUGGUUGUGCUCUCAAGCAUCCAUCCCAUAGUGUAUCACAAAUGUUCCUAGGUAUCAUACAUAAAAUGACAGGACUGAAAUUUCUGUUGACAAAAGAUCCAAUGAUAGUGGCCUGUCUUCCACCAUAUAUCCGGUGCUCCAUUAGUAUUCGUGAGAACUGGCACAUAACAACUGAUGAGCUUGUUAUUCCAGACCUCACAAGAGGGUCCAGGGGCUUAAGCAUCGCAGAGAGCGCAAAUCUGCAGAAUCGACCAGAGCUUCGUUUCCUUAAGCUGGAGUGGACUAAUACUUCUCAUCGAGCAGUACAUGGAGUAGUUGAAGAUUUAGGCGAAGAAGUUCUGGAAAAGCUCCUACCACACCAGAAUUUAGAGUAUCUCGAGCUAGCUGGGUAUUCAGGCUUUGCAUGGCCUACAUGGAUGAUGAACAACAUGGUGACUUCUCUCCCUAACCUUGUCAGCCUACAUCUGUUCUUCCUUGGGAACUGCAUAGAUCUCCCUCCACUGGGCCAGCUAAUAAAUUUGCGCCAUUUGCAUAUAAAAGAUAUGCCUAAUAUUGUAAAUCUGGAGAUGGGUCUUUCUGGGGGGCCACAGCCCUUCAAGAAAUUAACACACCUCAAAUUGGAAAUUUUACUAAACCUAGAAGAGUUGCCUAUACUGUCGACCACAAACAAUGGGAAUCAGCAGUUCAUGUUCCCUGCUCUUGAAGAGUUGUCCGUGCUAUUCUGCCCUAAUCUCAUGUUCAAACCAUCUCUGCCAAAGUGUGUGAAAUAUGAAGUAAAAAAUAGUAACCGGAUACUGUUAUGUGGGGAACCUUUGGGGCCAUUGUCAUCUCCAUCACCAGUAAACAUAAUGAUUACCGGGUGCAGGAUUUCUUCCAGUUGCCUGCAAUGGCUUGAAUCCUUGAAGACUAAUGGAAAAAUAGUAAUUGAUGCAUGUGUGGGGGAUGAUGGUGAAGCGGUAACCUCUUUGGGGCUCAUGGGGAUAAAAUACACUCGAGGGUCAUCCAGUAGCAAGAAUCCAAAUGAAACAGCAAACCGAAGUUCAUCUGGGACAAAUAUUUUACAUGAAUUGACCACUCAGGAUGGUGGCUAUGUCGUGGACGCAUCGGGCAGGCAAUCUUCUGGUGAAUCAUCUUUACCAUCUUUACAGCAAAACCCGGCUACAACAGGCCUUGGCACGUCAAUAGUCUGGAAACUUUUCCCCAAGUUCAAUACAACAUUGGAAAAAUCAGUGGAACGAAUUACAUCUUCUACAGUAAUCAUGCCAUCGAUGGAGACCUUCCCAACCUCUCACAAGCUUCCUAGGUCCAAAAUGUCUGCACAAAUACCUGGAGCACGAUCCUUGAACUUAAGCCUUAAACAGGUCCAGAAGGCUACUCGGAAAUUUUCACCUUCACUUAAGCUAAGUGAAAGUGGAUUAUGGGAAAUCUACAAGGGUAUCUUACCAGAUAACCAGAUGGUUGUUGUCAGGAGAGCUAAAAAGAACUAUGUUCCAGUUGGGAAAGUUCACAAGGAAUCGCAGCUCCUUUCAGCAAUUAACCAUUGGAGUUUGGUGACGCCUCUAUGUUCUAUUGAUAAAGGAAAUGAGUUUAUUAUGAUCAGUGAGUAUAUUUCAAAUGGCAGCCUAAGGCAACACCUGCAUGGCCAACACAAGAAAAUCCUGGAUUUGAAUCAGCGUAUAUUGAUCGCUAUUGAUGUUGCCAUUGCCUUAACUUACCUUCAUUUGUCUGCUGCAGGUGAACCAUUAAUCUGUUACAAUUUGAAGACAUCGAAAAUCCUACUGACAGAGAGUUUUAGAGCGAAGCUGACCGCUUUUGAACUUUCAAGAAGUGGUACCCUUGACCAAAUUGUAGGGACAUGUGGCUACAUGAGUCCAGAGUAUGUGCAGAGGAUUGAGAUUACUGCUAAAUCCGACGUCUACUCUUUUGGUGUAGUACUCUUAGAAAUUCUAUCCUCUCGUGGACCGCUAGAGUGGAGCCGUGAAGAAGUGCUACAACCAGGGUUCUUCGACAACCAACCCCCUGAACUGCACCCUAGCACAGCAACAUUGAUUUUUGAGAAAUUUAAGGCAGGCAACACCAGAGAGAUAUUGGAUGACUGUCUGGCGCAUCGCGUGGAUAAAAAAUUUCUUGAAGACUGGCUUGGCUUAGCGUCUUUGUGUACAGCUUUCAACGGAGAUGAUCGCCCAAGAAUUGAAGAGGUGGGGGAACGGCUGUGGGAAAUAUGGAAAGACCAUAGAAAGCGCAUAGGAGAGUCGUACAGGUAUGAAAGAAGUUGGGCAGAAUUUGUGAAAGAGGAGGGGAUACCCAGGGGUGUUGAGUCCAUAGACAAGAGCAGCGGGAAUGAAGAAUUUCCUAAUGAAUGGAGGGCGACAAAUUCGCAUGGUUCUCCUAUCUAUUCUGAUGUUACACCCUCUCCUCCACUCUCUCCCCGGUAAGAAGUAGCAUGAUUUGAACAAAGGGGCAGCAUUUUCAG
Molecule: messenger RNA, 5239 nt
Organism: Lolium rigidum
Lineage: Eukaryota; Viridiplantae; Streptophyta; Magnoliopsida; Poales; Poaceae
Product: putative disease resistance protein RGA1
Exons: 10
Coding region: 108-5201 (1697 amino acids)
Biological process (GO): protein phosphorylation
Molecular function (GO): protein binding; protein kinase activity; ATP binding
Source: RefSeq, a predicted model, not a curated record